Molecule: messenger RNA, 1201 nt
Organism: Grammomys surdaster
Lineage: Eukaryota; Metazoa; Chordata; Mammalia; Rodentia; Muridae
Gene: Coxfa4l3
Product: chromosome unknown C15orf48 homolog
Exons: 5
Coding region: 91-342 (83 amino acids)
Source: RefSeq, a predicted model, not a curated record
GUUGGCUGCAUAUAAGGCCCGCUCGCUUCUGGGCGUUAACAUCUCCUGGCCGCAGCCGCCCUAGAUUUGGAAUUCUACAUUAAAGUCAUCAUGGGCGUUUUCCAGAGAUUGAUGAAGAAUAAGGAACUCAUUCCUUUGGCGUUUUUUAUAAGCGUGGCCGCCAUUGGAGCCACAUCUUUCGGUUUGUAUGCUUUGAAAAAAACCGACGUGGUUAUUGAUCGAAAAAGAAACCCAGAACCUUGGGAAAUGGUGGAUCCUACUCAACCCCAAAAGCUUAUAACCAUCAACCAGCAAUGGAAGCCUGUUGAGGAGCUGCAGAAAGUCCGGAGGGCAACCAGAUGACUGCCUGCCUGCCACGCCUUUUCUCCAAAGAAUACUCUAUGAAUCUAGUGGAAACACUUCUGCACAAACUAGAUUUUGAUGCCAGUGUGCGGAAAUGCUUCUGCUACAUUUUUAGGGUUUGCCCGCAUUCUUUGGAUCCUGCAUAAGCAAGUGAAGGUAGCACAUAGUUUUCCGUGUUUAUUGGUGUAAAUUUCAAUUUUACAGUUGAAAUUUUCUGUUUGUGAUGCUUGCAUAUUUUCCUUGAAAUGUAUAAACAUGUAAAAAUUACAUUACUGCCGGUAAUAAAAUAAUUAGAUGACUCUCUGUAAAAAAUACAAUCUGUGCAAGAGAUAUCAAAAAUUACUAAACUUUACAAGUGGGAGGACAUCUUUUUAUGGGAACAAGCGCAUUUUGAAGUACAAAACUUCAUCUUUUAAAUAUCAAGUGCAGAUUUCUAAGUUUUACUUCCAAGUUCAUUCACCCUCACUCCAGAAACUUUUUGAGCAUGUAUUGUUUGCAGUAAAGCAAAGAAGGAGUGAAAAAUGUGUAAGGAUGUGGGUGUAGUCCGUUCAGGAGAAAAGGGACGUGGAGACAGGUGGGAUGGUUGUUUGAGGAUGGUCGGUGACCAGGAAUCCAAGACACGCAGAUAUCAGCCCUGGAGAUGCCAGUGGGAACUCUACUGCUCCUGGGAGGAUGGGGAGAGGAGGCUGGGGAACCCUGGCCAGCACCCUGUAGACCCUGGUCAAACAGAGACCAAGUGACGGUUUAAUCAUAUCCAGAAUGUUCCCCCUCACCCCAUUCCUUGAUGGCUCCUAAAAAACAGGAUCAAGUAGGAAGUUGCUUUUCAUUGAAUGUAAAAUAAAUGUAGCUAUAAUUCAUA